AUGCACAUGCUCAGCCCUGGGGGUAUUUCACACACAUUCGAUAACCGUGCCAAUGGCUAUGGCCGUGGUGACAGCAUUGGCGCCAUGGUGGUUAAACGUCUGUCGGAUGCUAUGCGCGACGGCGACAUUAUCCGUGCCGUGAUCCGUGGUUCUAGUGUCAACGCCGAUGGCAAAACACCCAGUGUUACGCAACCAAGCUCCACAGCACAAGCCGAACUAAUCAACCAGACCUACAAGGAUGCAGGUCUGGAUCUGUCAAAAACAGGCUUACCGCCAUUGCUCGCGCAGCGCCACACACAUCUAGAGCACAAAACUUUUGCAAUUGCAAAUUCACUGUCUGAGCUCACAGAAAGGCUCACGAAAGGUCUGCUGGCAGCAACUCGAUUACAACGUUAUGACAACAACCUCGUUAUAGUAUUUACCGGUCAGGGUGCUCAGUGGCCGGCAAUGGGUCACGAACUUUUCGUGAACCCCAUCUUCCGCGCAAGCAUUAAUGUUUCACAGUCUUAUCUCGAGGCCUUCGGCUGCAAGUGGAAUGCAAUCGAAGAGUUGACCAAGAUAACCAACCCGAACGUCAACCGCCCAGAGUACAGCCAGCCCCUCUGUGCGGUGAUCCAUGUCACACUGGUCGACCUUCUUCGCUUCUGGAAGGUUUUGCCCAGAGCCACAAUUGGACACUCGAGCGGCGAGAUUGCCGCUGCAUAUGCCGCAUCGCUUCUCACACACCACAAUACCAUAAAGCUUGCCUAUGUCCGAGGUGUCAGCUCCGCCGCUGUCUCCAAGCAAGCCGGGUCUGCAGUCGUUGCCUGCAUUAACAGUCCAUCCAGCGUGACGCUCUCUGGCGAUGUGGAUGCCACUGACCAGCUAGAAGCCCUAAUUUCUAGCAACAGUAAAUUCGCCCGCAAACUCAAGGUCACCACUGCGUACCACUCUCCUCACAUGCGUGAGGUCUCGCCGAACUAUCUUAAGAUCACUGGUGAAAUAACACCCAAGGAGGCAGAUGAGACAGAAAACAGCCCUGUCAUGUACUUGUCGCUUACCGGGUCUAUCAUCUCUUCUGCCAAGGAGCUGAACGCCCAGUAUUGGGUCAACAAUAUGCAGAAUACCGUGAAGUUCUCACAGGGCUUCUUGGCAUUGCUGAAGCACAAAAAAGUUGCCCCAGGCGGCACCCGCCCCGUGGCCGUACAGUGGGGAGGCUUCCUCGAGGUUAGCCCUCACGCAGCUCUCCAGGGACCCGUGCGACAGAUUAUUGACGCAAGCAACAGUAAGUUUGCCAAGUCCGGCCCUUACACCUCUAUGCUUGUCCGCGGCAAAGACGCAACGGAAACAGCCUUAAACGCUGCCGGUGUGCUCUGGGCUGCUGGCUGCAAGGUUGACAUGGCUGCAGUCAACCAGCAGGCCUCAACGGGGAGCAAUACCCCUUAG
This is a messenger RNA of Aspergillus tanneri, 1425 nucleotides long. RefSeq names its product Type I Polyketide synthases (Type I PKS). NCBI's taxonomy places the organism in Eukaryota, Fungi, Ascomycota, Eurotiomycetes, Eurotiales, Aspergillaceae. The coding region runs from base 1 to 1425 and encodes 474 amino acids. Gene Ontology annotation, molecular function: fatty acid synthase activity. The transcript has 3 exons. The record is from RefSeq and is a predicted model, not a curated record. Gene Ontology annotation, biological process: fatty acid biosynthetic process; secondary metabolite biosynthetic process.